UUCGAUCAUAGAAAAAGAUAACUUUAUCAUUAUUAUCUACUCAGCUCAAGUUGAACAUCUAGAGCAAAACAUCAUAUCUUACUUUUUUCAGACCGAACACACACAUAUCAUAAUAUACACUCAAAAUGUCCCAAAACCGUCUCCCAGGCUCCACCCGCGGCGGCGCCAGCGCCCAACCCACACCAGCCAACAACUCCGGCGGAGGCAGUGGCUGGGGCGACGAGGGCUAUCCCAAGGGAGGAGGCGGAGGAACAGCGAACCAGACAUCGUCGGACGAUGGGGUUCCUUCCGAUAUCCUCACCACGCCCGCCCUCCAAGGCAUCUCGCAGCAAAAGCAAGCCGCAGAGCAAAAGUUCAUGAGUCGGUGGGAUGAAGGACAUGAUCAGCGAGAGGGCACUUGUGCUACGGAAGAUCAUAGCUUCAUGGGCACGAAGCCUGGUGGGUCGGAUGCGUUGCCCGGUUGGAAUGUGCUAAAGGAUAAGUUGGGAUUUCUUUAUCCGGAGUAAUUGGAUUCUUUUUUCUUUGGGGAGGGGGUGUGCGUUUAUGAAUGAUAUGAAUGAAUGGUAUCAAAUGAAAUAUGGUUUUGGGAAUUGAGAUUAUGUUAUGAUGUAUUUAUUGGGGAGGGAUGUUAAGAUGGAUUAAACAGGCGUUGAUAGUGAGAUUGAUGUGAUGUGGUUGGUUUAGUGUAUUGGUAUAGCAUGUAUGUCACAUUCAAGAUGGA
Messenger RNA from Aspergillus eucalypticola CBS 122712, 721 nucleotides. RefSeq lists its product as uncharacterized. NCBI's taxonomy places the organism in Eukaryota, Fungi, Ascomycota, Eurotiomycetes, Eurotiales, Aspergillaceae. The record is from RefSeq and is a predicted model, not a curated record. The transcript is spliced from 4 exons. The coding region runs from base 126 to 506 and encodes 126 amino acids.